Messenger RNA from Phymastichus coffea, 3504 nucleotides. RefSeq lists its product as uncharacterized. The transcript has 6 exons. The record is from RefSeq and is a predicted model, not a curated record. Lineage: Eukaryota; Metazoa; Arthropoda; Insecta; Hymenoptera; Eulophidae. Bases 938 to 3022 code for a protein of 694 amino acids.
GCACCGGGGUCUAAUAACACUAGUUUAUCUGAAAAACUGACGAAUCACCAACAUCCAGAGUUGUAAUUGGUUGAUACGAAAAAAAAACGCGAAGUUUUGAAAUAAUUGUAUUAUAUAUCUAGGGAUGUGAGAGUUAUAUUUCAACAGAGAAUUCGAUUUAUAAAUAAUUAAUAUGGAUAAUAGUCUGCAAAAAGAAGCCAUGUUUGGUGAUUUAAAAUAAGCAUUGGUUCCUUCAGAAUGCGCCAAGCUUAUUAGAAUGUACCUGAGGAAUCGUUAAUUUCUCACAUUUUCCACUUUGCGUAUAAAUUUUGUCAACGACAAAAGCUGAAAAAUGCAACUAAUGCAUCGAAAACCAUACCAUAAUAAGCCGAGUCAUCGAUUGAAUCAGCACCACUUUUCUAAAGAGCCAUACUACAGCCUAGGCGCGUGAUAUCGAGUUUCGGCUGGAAGUAAACAAAACUGUUACUCAACCAAAUUGGAAUAAAUUCUAGAACAGAAUGGGAAACGGACACGGCGCACGUUGUUAGGAAUAAGUAAAUAUUGCAAGAAAUUGAUUGUCGAGGAAUGAGAAUGAGAUAUGGAGUGCGCCAUUAAUGAAUAAAUGGGUUGUUAUUUAUCGAUAGCUAUAUAAAAAAUUAAGUAAACGUGAAAAAUUAAUAUAUUUUGAUUUUUUAAUUCGGAGUAACCCAAAUGAGCACUGGCUGUAUGACAGAUUUUCAAGUAUUCAAGUACAGCUAGUUUGAGAUAUGACAGUUGGUUGCCUUUCAGCUCGCUCUCUCGAAUUAGUCAGCAUAGUUUUUAGAGACAGUCGGCGAUGUACAAGGUGCGUGAGCCGUUGUGCGUUUAUGAACCGGCAAAUUCGGCCUAACUACAAGAAAAUUACGAGUGUAAUAGUCGUUGAGUGACGCGAUAGUCAUUGUCGCGCAAGAACAAAACUAUGUGCGGUGUGUUUUCAAGAUGUGAUUGGCAGCGAUUCAUUUUUUGGAGAAAUGCGAAAACAAACCGUUUCAAGUUUCGACGGCCGAGUUUCAGUUAUAAGUUUAUGCUAGCUGUGCUGGUUUUGUGUACGUUUCUCUUCACUGUUUACUUGAUGUCAGCUACAGCUCUCAAUUAUCUAUAUCCUGAUCAGCUACACCAAAAUUUCAGUUUCAAUGGUACUUCAUUUGAAACAAUGAAAGGCUAUCUUGUAUGGAACUCGAAGUGCCACAUGCUUUCAAUGAAUCCGCACGACCCGUCUAUCAAAAAUUUUGUGAAAACAGAAAAAUUUGAGCCAUGUUCAACGAAGUUAAGGAUCACGAAGAUCAGCAGGCAGGCCAAUGGAAGUAUGUUUCUCAGGAUUGAUCAGGAUGCGGCCAAGAGCUACGGAAAAUGGUCGUGCUGCUGGUCAAUUAUCAGUAGGCCUAAGGCAAUGAAAGAACUUGAUUACGAUAUUGAUUCUAAGAUUAGUAUAGGGAAGUGUCGUAAUUUUGAGGAUCGCGUACUCUUAGACGUCAGUGUAGAGGCAGUUUACACUCGUUGCUGGACUUUAAGACAAGGACCUUAUAAAAAUAUUCAUGCUGUGAUAAACCCGAAUCGCGUAGACUAUCGAAUGCACAAGCGUAUCCUACCAGCCGAACUUAGACCGAACAAGAAUAGUAUAAAUAGGACGACAUAUCGAAAGCCUCUGAGCGUUCUUAUGCUCGGACUCGACAGCGUGUCUCGGCUGAAUUUCUACCGCACGAUGCCCGCGACCCGAGCCUACUUCGAGGACCGAGGCUGGACCGAGUUGCGCGGCUACAACAAGAUGGGCGACAACACCUUUCCGAAUCUCAUGGCCCUGCUCACCGGUCAGAAUCAGACUUGGGCCUACGCCAAGUGCAGGCCCAAGGCCCUCUACGGCUUGGACAACUGCUCGAUGAUCUGGUACAACUUCAGGGAGGCCGGCUACGCCACUGCCUACGCCGAGGACCACGCGCAGAUCAGCACCUUCAACUACCUCAAGGUCGGUUUCGUGAAGCCACCGACGGACUACUACUUGCGGCCCUACAUAUUGGCUUCUGAAAAGUUACUACCAGGUCGACAGCGCUUCUACACUCAGUAUUGCACGGGUCCCGAGCUCAGUGUCGAUCGAAUCUUCAAUGCCGCGCUCGAUUUCUCUGAAGCUUUCGUUGGCCGCCCAUCAUUUGGUUUCUUCUGGAGCAACACCAUCAGCCACGAAACCGUGAACGGGCCGUCGCUCUACGACGCCAGAUUUCUGGCCAAGCUGCGAGCGAUGGAGGACGCUGGGGUGAUGAACGACAGCAUGAUAGUGAUGCUGAGCGACCACGGGAUGCGUUACGGCGACAUUCGCGACACGUUCGUAGGAUGGUACGAGGAGCGGCUGCCCUUCGUCUACAUCUGGCUGCCGGAGUGGUUCCGCGAGCAGAACCCCGAGUCCUCGCAGGCGUUGCGCGUCAAUCAGAAUCGCCUGAGCUCUCCUUACGAUCUGUACGAGACCCUGCGGGACGUGCUGCAGCGGGCGGGUGGCCAGGCGCCGGCGAGCACCGGCUGCCCCCGCUGCUCCUCGCUCAUGAAGCCGUUGCCGCGCGAGAGGGGCUGCAAGGAGGCCGGCAUCGCGCCUCACUGGUGCACCUGCGCGGCCUUCGAGCCGAUCAGCAGCUCCGACAGCGUGGUCGUCGAGGGCGCGAACAAGUUCGUCGAUCACAUGGAGAACAUCGUGAAACAGUAUAAGAAUAAGAAUGGUAAUCGAGUCUGUUCGCAGCCCAGACUCAAGCGCAUCAUCAGAGUGAAGAAGAUGCUGGACCUCGAGGGCGAUCCCCAAGGCAAGACGCUGAAGCUGUUCUACUUGCUGGAGGUGACGCCGGGCGGCGGCAAGUUCGAGACUACGAUGACCUACAACGGUCCGGGCAACUACACGAUUCGCGAUGAAGAAGUCAGUCGAAUCAAUCUCUACGGUCACAGUGCCAAGUGUCUUAGGGAGGGCUUCAAGCAGUAUUGCCAUUGCGGCUCCUGGUACAAUAUAGUAGAUUUUUUAUUUGGUUGAUGAUGAACCAUAAGCAAUCGAGCUGUUCCGGUUCUGAACAAAAUAUUCGAUCGUCAAAUGACUACAUUUUCCUCGACAUCUGUAUUUUAACCAUGUACUUGACUAGUAAUUAUAGUUCAACAAAAGUCACUUACUAAACUGAGACACUCAACAAGGAUUAAAAGACUCUAACUAAGAUAUUGGAACCUUCAUAAACGUAGUAUAUUCGAAUAUGAAAAUGUAAUUUCAAAUUAUGAACUGUUUUGUUUUGGAAUCUUUUAUUAUACUUUUUAAUUUCUUUUGGUUAUGUAACAGGAUUUCAUUUUAAUUCAGAAUUUUAUCAACCGUCGAAUCUAUCGAACCUAUAAAUCUUAGCAAAAAUGACGACUAACGCCUGUCUGAAUGCAGCAGGUUAAAGGCCAUGAAAACAAAUAUUUGCUUUAUUUAUUGUAAAGAUUGGAGAAAUAAAUUUGUUUUUUAAAUCGUAAAAUUGUAUAGGAUCU